GGCAAAGUGCAUGCUUUCUGUGUUAUGAAAGGUGGGAAGUGCUUGUGUUGGGUAACAGUGUGGUCUUCAGGUUACAUUACACAAUUUCACGUGUAAUGUAAAGCUCUGUGUCCUUCCCAUCUGCCCGCGACCCCACAGCAGCAGCAGCAGCAACAACAGAAGGAGAAUGGCGAAAAGAAAAGGCACUCAGCAGAAAUCGGACACAAAGAAACCGAAGCAGAUUGCAAACAGCAAAUCUGGAUCCAAAUCACAAAAAGCCAAAGAAAAUGGUAUGGUGACCAAAAAGAACCUCAAAAACUCCAGGGUGGCGUCUCGAGGGUCCAGAAAGGUGAAAGAUGUUUCUGAUGAGGUCACCAGCAAAUACUUCCAGGACAGCAAUGUUAAACCUGAAGAGCCAGAGGACAUGAGUGACCACAGUGAGGACCGGAUGAUCAAAGAGGACACUUUACCAUCAAAACAGGUCAAAGAAGAUGUGGACAGUGAGGAUGAGGAUGACUGGGAGGAAGUGGAAGAGAUGGCCGGACCGCUGGGUCCUGUGGACUCAUCAGAACUAGCGCUUGAGUCGAAACCUGUGGAGAUUGAGAUCGAGACUCCAGACAUGAUCCGCAAAAGGCAGAAGAAAGAGAAGAGGAAAGUAGAGUUUGAAACGUAUCUGCGGCGAAUGAUGAACCGCUUUAACAAGGACCUGCUGGUGGAUACACAUAAGGUUCACCUGCUGUGCUUAAUGGCCAGCGGUUUGUUCAGAAACAGACUCCUCUGUGAGCCUGACCUGUUGGCUGUGGCCUUGUCGUUACUGCCUGCCCACUUUACCGCGGUAUCCUUAAAACGCAUAAACAACGGCUUCCUGGAGGGGCUUCUCAAAUGGUUUCAGGUGACAUUCACAUUAAAUCCUGCCUUGCCAGAGGAGAAGGAUGUGGAUUUGAGGACUGUGCUGGAAAAGCGAAUGGGCUGUUUAUCAGCGAGGGACCAUGAGGAGAUGACCUACCUUUUCUUAUUGGUGUUGCGGUCAUUACGUCUCUUCUGUCGGUUGGUGCUGUCACUGCAACCCCUUCCUCUGAAGCCACCGCCUGCCACCAAGAGCAAGACCAUUCCUACCAAGAGCUCUCCUGAAAAAGCUCAAUCUGAGAAAUCCUCCCCAGAGCUUAAGAUAUCACCCGGAUCUAAACGCCCAUCAUCUGCCACUGCUGCAGCAAAAGAGGACAGGGGUGGAAAGAGAAAGAAAAAGAAAGAAGGAGAAGGAGACAAAGAAGCAGCAGGGGGCCAGAAACCCAAAAACAGCAGAAGAAGAAGUGUAGCUUCAAAGGUGUCAUAUAAAGAAGUCGGCAGUGAGGAAGAGGAGGAGCAGAGUGAAGAAGAGUUUCAGCCGAGCAAUGAGGACGACAGUGAAGACUCGGAUGGAGCCGUGAAAAUAUGCAGGAAAUCCAAAGUCAAAAGCAGAAGAUCAAGCAAAGUCAAACAGGAGGAGAGAAGCGAAGAGGAAGAGGAGGAGGAGGAAGAAGAGGAAGAAGAGAAAGAGGUGAAGAAACAAAGACGUAAAAAAAAGCAAGGGAAAGGGGCAGAUGAGUGGCUGGAGGUGUAUUUGGAGAACAGCGGGAGGUGGGUGUGUGUGGAUGUGGAUCAGGGUGUCGGGCAGCCGCAGCUUUGCUCUGAUCAAGCCACUCUUCCCAUCACUUAUGUGGUUGGGAUGGAUGACGAGGGCUUCAUGAAGGAUCUUGGCAGCAGGUAUGACCCCACGUGGCUGACAUCAUCACGGCGACGACGAGUUGACUCUGAGUGGUGGGAGGAGACUAUGGAGCUCUACAAGUCUCUGGAUACUGAAAGAGGACAGGAGGAGGAUCAGGAGAUGCAGGCAAAGUUACUGGACAAGCCAUUGCCAACUUCUGUCUCAGAAUACAAAAACCAUCCGCUGUAUGCACUGAAGAGGCACCUGCUGAAAUACGAGGCCCUUUACCCCGCUACAGCUGCUGUCCUGGGCUACUGCAGAGGAGAGCCCGUUUAUUCACGAGACUGUGUGCACACGCUCCAUUCUAGAGACACCUGGCUGAAGGAAGCAAGAACAGUUCGACUCGGAGAAGAGCCAUACAAGAUGGUGCUUGGUUUUUCCAAUCGUUCCCGUAAAGCCAGGAUGAUGUCGGAGGAGAAAAAUGUCAAGGAUCUGCCUCUUUUUGGAAUGUGGCAAACUGAAGAGUACCAACCUCCGAUUGCUGUAGAUGGCAAAGUGCCACGCAAUGAGUUCGGGAACGUGUACAUGUUUAAGUCGUGCAUGUUGCCAAUAGGAUGUGUCCAUGUGCGUCUGCCAAAUCUGCACAGAGUGGCUCGGAAACUGAACAUAGACUGUGCUUUAGCUGUGACCGGUUUUGACUACCAUUGUGGAUUUGCCCAUGCAGUUAAUGACGGCUAUAUCGUCUGUGAAGAACACGAAGAAAUCCUGAAAGCAGCCUGGGAAAAUGAGCAAGAGAUUCAGCAGAAAAAAGAACAAGAGAAGCGAGAGAAGCGUGCGGUGGCCAACUGGACUCUGCUGGUCAAAGGCCUGCUAAUAAAAGAAAGGCUGAAGCGUCGCUAUGGGCAGCAAGGCCUGGCAUCAGGGGCGGGAGUUAGGCAAGCAGAAGAAGGCGGGGCUGAAGGACUGUCCUCCGAUGAGGAGAAGGAAGGAGGGGCUCAGAGCACUCAAGCUCCACCCUCUCUGACUGCUUCAUGGCCACAGAACAGACAAGAGGAAGCAGAAGAUAAGAUCGUAAGACGUGUAUCUAAACGAGAGAAGCGCGGAGAGGAGAAACAUCUCUUCCCUUUUGAAAAAGCCUGACUAAAAUAGAUUUUAAUCACUUUACUGUAAUUCUAAAUGUUUUUUCUACAUUUAAAAGCUUGUUUCUCACUGUAACCGUCACCAACCUUUUAUAACUGUUAUAUGCCGACGAUUUUGUAGAUGUCAAAAAUGUAUACUUAGUCAUCUUUUCAUACUUUGCAUUUGUUUAUGCAUCAAAAUACAUAUUUUUUAUAGAACAUGCUGCUGGGAAAAAUAAUAAACAAAUGUUUUGUUGCA
Messenger RNA from Danio aesculapii, 3040 nucleotides. It is a transcript of the gene xpc, whose product is annotated as xeroderma pigmentosum, complementation group C. Bases 167 to 2803 code for a protein of 878 amino acids. Lineage: Eukaryota; Metazoa; Chordata; Actinopteri; Cypriniformes; Danionidae. Gene Ontology annotation, biological process: nucleotide-excision repair; mismatch repair. Gene Ontology annotation, molecular function: single-stranded DNA binding; damaged DNA binding. Gene Ontology annotation, cellular component: cytoplasm; nucleus; XPC complex. The record is from RefSeq and is a predicted model, not a curated record. The transcript has 14 exons.